This is a messenger RNA of Saccharomyces paradoxus, 1728 nucleotides long. RefSeq names its product cystathionine gamma-synthase (gene HSU1). Lineage: Eukaryota; Fungi; Ascomycota; Saccharomycetes; Saccharomycetales; Saccharomycetaceae. The transcript has a single exon. Gene Ontology annotation, molecular function: pyridoxal phosphate binding; cystathionine gamma-synthase activity. Gene Ontology annotation, biological process: transsulfuration. The record is from RefSeq and is a predicted model, not a curated record. The coding region runs from base 1 to 1728 and encodes 575 amino acids.
AUGACGGAUAUUGAAUUUGGGCAACCCCUUCCUAGCAAUCUAGACUAUGCUGUUUCGUUUGGUAUUCCUACAUGGGAUUCGGCAAUAGGCUAUGCGGAAAAGGUACCAGAAGUAAUAAGUAAAAUGGCUACAGGAUAUCCGAGGUACUUUCCUCAACCCUCUGUUCAGAGGCUUUGUGCUUACUUUGUUAAGAGAUUUGGGCGAGAUUCAGAAGGCUGUCGUCCUUUUCCAUCCGUCAAUUUGGGUUUGAAAUGUUUGGAGUACGUAAAAUCUGUCACAGGACCUGAAAGUAAAGCUCACCUUGAAGUAGAAACAGUUACAAUCAAAAACCACGCUGUAAAAAAGUCGGGAGAACCGGCUGAAUUGGUUCUAACCAUUGCUGCUGUUCUUGCAUCUGGGGAGGAGUUCGAAACUGUUAAAGAAUAUUGGAAAUUAAGAGGUGAAUGUGUAUCUAGUCGAUUAGCGUGGUCUGUCAACCAACUGCUUGACUGCGCUAACCACGGUUCAGACCAAACAUGGCAAGAGCUAGAGGCUAGGCUAAUUUCAGCAAAGAAAGGGGAGGAGGAAGCAAAAAGCCUGAUAAAGAAAAGGAUAGUUGAGAACCGUUCUAGCCCCUUUGGUUUAGAAAAAAAAAAUCCUAAUUGGAAGGGACUUAGUCUCAACUCAGAUGAAGAUGUGCAUCUUGUAUCAAGUGGAAUGUCUGCAAUAUCUACUGCUCGCAAUUUACUCACCUUUUUGGAGGAAAAGAAAAGUUCUGGAUAUUUUUUGAACAAGAACAGCAUCAAUGAGAAAAAAGAGACAUUAUUAUGUGAUACUGUUGGUAUAUUUGGCUUUCCUUUUAAAGAUACACAAGUUAUUAUGACGAAAUUUGGAAAAUGCAAAUUCUUUGGAUUUGGAGAUUCCGGAGAUGUUACUGAGUUACAAAAGUUUCUAGGCACAAGAAAACAACGCAUCCUUGCCGUUUUCAUUGAGACGCCUUCAAAUCCUCUAUUGAAUAUGCCGGAUUUGAAAAAAUUGAGAAGACUGGCCGAUCAGUAUGGGUUUUUUAUUGUGAUUGAUGAUACUAUUGGGGGCCUUAACGUUGACAUUUUGCCCUAUGCGGAUAUAGUCUGCACGUCCUUGACGAAGCUUUUCAAUGGUGCUAGUAAUGUUAUGGGCGGCUCAGUUGUUUUGAAUCCAAAAUCAUCCCUGUACCCAUGUGCCCGUGAGUACUUUAAAAGCGCCGAGUUCGAGGACUUGCUAUGGUGUGAAGACGCAAUAGUUCUAGAACGCAAUUCCAGGGACUUCGAAGAUAGGACGUUGCGCGCUAAUUUAAACACAGAAAGACUGUUAAAGGAAUUACUCUUACCUGAACAGGGGAAAAUAUGUAAGAAGAUUUAUUACCCAACCGUCACUUCUGAGGAGACCUUCGAGAAUUACGAAUCUGUUCGUAAUGAACAUGGUGGUUAUGGAUGCUUGUUUUCUGUGGCCUUUUACAAUGAAGGAGAUGCCAAAGCCUUUUAUGACUCUUUGAAAGUUUUUAAGGGACCUUCUAAUGGUACCAAUUUUACCUUAGCAUGUCCAUAUGUCCAUUUAGCGCACCACUCAGAAUUAGAAGAAGUUUCCAAGUUCGGAGCCGACCCUAACAUUAUUAGGGUAAGUGUCGGUCUAGAAGAUGCCCAGUGGUUACUGAAAGUGUUCUCAAGCGCUUUGGAUGUUGUGAGAAGCAGAGGCUCCCAACAUCCAUGA